GGUUUUCAAAUUGUCGGAGAGUUAUGAUGGGAUGAUAGAUGGGAGGUCAGAGUAAUAUACGGGAAGCAUAAUCAUGUUCCGAUAUACAAGUCCGGGCAUGGGAUGAGUGCAUUGUCUCAGGAGGAGGCGAAGAUCAUUAGUGAUCUGUCACAAAGUCAUGUGCCGCCCAAGAAGAUUUUGGCUAACUUGAGACAAAAUGGUUUGGGUCUCGAUGCUUAUUCGAAACAAAUAUACAAUGAGAAGGCGAAAUUGAAAAGACUAUCUAGGGGUGACCGUACAGUGAUGAAACAUUUGAUUGGGUUGCUUGAGGAGCAUAACUAUUACAAGUGGUUCCGUACUGAUGAAACAACACAUGCAGUUACUGAUUUGAUGUGGGCUCACCCUCAAUCUGUCGAAUUGUUAAGUAAGUUUCCGUACGUAUUACUACUUGACAGUACUUACAAAACCAAUCAGUACAAAUUGCCUUUGUUGGAGAUUGUUGGUGUUACUCCUGUCGGGAAAAUUUUUACUGUUGCAGUCGCAUUUUUGCGCCAUGAAAAUGAAGACCAUUACACAUGGGUGUUGCAAAAGCUGAAGAGACUUUUCCCCCCUCAGACUCUACCUAGUGCCAUCGUGACGGAUCGAGAGUUAGGGCUCAUAAAGGCGCUAGAGAAUGUAUUUCCGACCGUACCUCAUCUCUUAUGUCUUUGGCACAUUAACAUGAAUGAUUGGAUGGAUGUUAGAAUGGAUGUUUAUAACUGUAUUAAAACACACGAAGAGUUCUUCAAGGAUUAUUUCGGUGGUGGUAAUUUAGUGUAUCGGGUGUUGGUGAGUGUCGCUUAUUGGGACAACGCCCCAUCACCCUAUGAGAAGUGGAUGACUAUCACGGACGUGGGCGUGGUUGUGGCAACAUAUUACAACGCGUUGGUCUUGUCGGCUAGCAGCUUGGGCAAUCAGACUUAUUUACCACUUUGGGCUCCCGAAGGUGUUUCACAGUUAUCUUACGAGAUGACUAUACUAUUUCUUGAAUCAGGAAGCCACUUUGUGUAUGUGAAGAUGAAUGACAAUUGUCCGCUUCCUCCGUUUGAUAGACAGUGGGCGAGGUAUAGCAAUAAUAGUGUUGCAUAUCUACCAGAGGCGUUGCGGAGUCGACGUGAAAUGUGGGAUAUUCUUAAUAGUGUUUGAUUUAGUUUUGUUUAUUUUGUUGGAAUGAAUGUAUUACUAUUGACAUUGUAUGUUAUUAUUAUUAU
Erythranthe guttata (spotted monkey flower) is the source of this 1229-nucleotide messenger RNA. Lineage: Eukaryota; Viridiplantae; Streptophyta; Magnoliopsida; Lamiales; Phrymaceae. The record is from RefSeq and is a predicted model, not a curated record.